Molecule: messenger RNA, 1299 nt
Organism: Penicillium concentricum
Lineage: Eukaryota; Fungi; Ascomycota; Eurotiomycetes; Eurotiales; Aspergillaceae
Product: NEDD8-activating protein UBA3
Exons: 5
Coding region: 1-1299 (432 amino acids)
Biological process (GO): protein neddylation
Cellular component (GO): cytoplasm; nucleus
Molecular function (GO): NEDD8 activating enzyme activity
Source: RefSeq, a predicted model, not a curated record
AUGGAUGUGGAUGUGCAAACCCCAGAUGCCCCAGAAGCUCCGAUUUACGUGGACCAACAGGGUCGAUGGAAGCACCUCUACAACGUCCUAAGUAAACGUGGUCCUUUUACAGAUGACGACUGGAACCCUGGCCCCGAGCCCAUCAAUGCUCUGGAAUCUGCCAAAAUCCUUGGAGCUGGUGGACUAGGAUGCGAGAUCUUAAAGAAUCUCGCGCUGUCGGGAUUCAAAGAUAUUCAUGUCAUUGACAUGGACACCAUUGAUAUAUCAAAUCUCAACCGGCAGUUCUUGUUCCGCCAGGCUGAUAUCGGAAAGCCCAAGGCUGAAGUCGCCGCGGCUUUUGUGCAAAAGCGAGUUAAGGGAGUGAAGAUCACACCCUACGUCGGCAAGAUCCAGGAUAAAGAUGAAGACUACUACAUGCAGUUUAAUAUUGUCGUCUGUGGCUUGGACAGCAUCGAAGCUCGACGCUGGAUCAAUUCCACGUUGAUCUCGAUGGUCGAUGAAGACGACCCUUUGAGCCUGAAGCCACUUGUUGAUGGCGGAACUGAAGGUUUCAAGGGCCAAGCCCGUGUCAUUCUACCGUCUAUCUCAUCCUGCAUUGAGUGCCAGCUGGAUAUGCACGCACCUCGUCCAGCAGUUCCUCUCUGCACCAUUGCUACCAUCCCGCGCCAGCCUCAACAUUGCAUUGAAUGGGCGCACCAGAUCGCAUGGCAAGAGAAGCGCAAAGACGACACCUUUGACAGCGACGACAUGGAACACAUAUCGUGGAUAUACAAUGCCGCUUACGAACGUGCCCAGCAUUUCCAUAUCCAUGGCGUUACCUUCCAGAUGACCCAAGGUGUGGUGAAAAAUAUCAUUCCGGCUAUCGCAUCAACGAACGCCGUCAUUGCGGCCUCUACAACUUCAGAAGUGCUCAAGAUCGCCACUAGCUGCAAUCCAUUCCUAACCAACUAUAUGAUGUAUGCUGGUGAGGAAGGGGUGUAUACAUACACCUUCGAGGCGGAGAAGAAGCCCGACUGCCCCGUGUGCGGAGAACUUGCCCGAAAGCUGAACGUGGAUCCCAAUAUGACCCUGGGCGAGUUCAUCGAGAGCCUCGGGGAAAGAGCCGAAGCUCAAUUGAAGAAGCCUAGUAUGCGGACCGAAGAGAAGACACUCUACCAGCGCUUCCCGCCUCAGCUAGAGGAAAUGACACGACCUCACCUUGUAAAAAAGCUGGCAGAUUUGAUCGAGGAUGGCGAGGAGGUCGCUGUCAGCGACCCAGCCUACACUACCACAUUCCGCUUCCGUCUUCACUUCAAAUAA